Molecule: messenger RNA, 1268 nt
Organism: Hevea brasiliensis (rubber tree)
Lineage: Eukaryota; Viridiplantae; Streptophyta; Magnoliopsida; Malpighiales; Euphorbiaceae
Product: GDSL esterase/lipase At1g29670-like
Exons: 5
Coding region: 157-1206 (349 amino acids)
Molecular function (GO): hydrolase activity, acting on ester bonds
Source: RefSeq, a predicted model, not a curated record
CUAUACCCUCUUUCCUCUUUUAGCUUCGAUUAAUUAUUUUUUUUUCUUAUAUAUAGUUUCAGCUUGCUCAAGCCACCAAUAACCAUUUCUAUUUUGCUCAUAUUUGCUUUUUCACCUACCUUUUCCUUUUUUGGUGUUAAAAUUUUAUUUUUCUCGAUGGCCAGACAUAGGACUUCUCUCCAUUUGUUGGGCAUUUUUCUGUUUGCUGUAGCAAGCUUGAAGCAAUAUUGUGCUAAUGGAGAACCACAGGUGCCUUGUUAUUUCAUUUUUGGAGACUCCUUGGUGGAUAGUGGCAAUAAUAACAAUCUUGCAACCAACGCUAAAGUCAAUUAUCCACCGUACGGGAUUGACUUCCCGGAGGGUCCGACCGGAAGGUUUUGUAAUGGCAGAACCACUGCUGAUGUAAUUGGUGAACUUUUGGGCUUUGAUAACUUCAUUCCAUCAUUUCUAAGUGCUAAGGGCUCAGAAAUACUCAAAGGUGUAAACUAUGCAUCCGGUUCAGCAGGAAUUCGAAGCGAAACUGGCAAGCAAUUGGGUGUAAACAUCGACUUGAACACCCAGUUGCAGAAUCACCAAGUCACCAUAUCCCACAUAGUUGACUUGCUAGGAAGCAAAGAUUCAGCUACAGAGUACCUAAACAAGUGCUUCUAUUCGGUUGUAAUUGGAAGUAACGACUACAUUAAUAACUAUUUCUUGCCCCAGUUUUACAAUACAAGCAGCCAAUACACUCCGGAGCAAUAUGCAGAAGUUCUUAUGGAACAGUAUUCUCAACAAAUCAUGACUUUGUACGAUUCUGGAGCAAGAAAGGCGGCCUUGACUGGAAUUGGUCCUAUAGGCUGCACACCAGGAGCUACUGCUUCUUAUGACACAGACGGUUCCUUAUGCGUGGACUCGAUGAACCAGGCAGUUAAUCUCUUCAAUAAUCGGCUUAAAUUACUGGUAGAUCAGCUCAACAGUAAUCUAACUGGGGCAAAAUUUGUCUACUUGAACACUUAUGGAAUUGUGUCAGAAUAUGCUGCUUCUCCUGCUUUCCAGAUUAAAAUCGACGGUUGCUGUAAGGUCAAUGAGUAUGGUCUGUGCGUUCCUUACGAAGCUCCAUGUGAACUAAGGAACUUGCACUUGUUCUGGGAUGCUUUCCACCCUAGUGAAAUCGCAAACAAGUUCACUGCAGAAAUAUCAUAUCUAGCUCUGAAGAAAAUCCUUUGAAGCGUAUGAACCAGCUCUAUAGAUGUUCAACACCUAUUUCAGCUGUUGCCGUGGGAAAGAAC